This is a messenger RNA of Synchiropus splendidus (mandarinfish), 1236 nucleotides long. RefSeq names its product GTPase IMAP family member 7. Gene Ontology annotation, molecular function: GTP binding. NCBI's taxonomy places the organism in Eukaryota, Metazoa, Chordata, Actinopteri, Syngnathiformes, Callionymidae. The coding region runs from base 112 to 1062 and encodes 316 amino acids. The record is from RefSeq and is a predicted model, not a curated record. The transcript is spliced from 2 exons.
GAGUUUCGGUUUCACUUUAACAAACCGUUGCGGAAGUCCGUCUGGUUCGAGCGGUGUCCCAGAACAACGGCGUUUUUGAGUCGGACUCCUGCAACACGACCUGCCAACGUCAUGGAUGUUGACGCGAAACCUCCGGAGAAAAAAGUCGAGCCUCUGAGGAUCAUGCUUCUCGGCAAGAGUGGAGCAGGAAAGAGCUCCAGCGGAAACACCAUCCUGGACAGAAACGCGUUCAAGUCUGACAUGAAGCUGACCAGGGUGACCCGUCACUGCGAGAAGGGCGUUGGCAAAAUCGAUGACGUGGACGUCGCCAUCAUUGACACGCCGGGGCUUUUCGAGACCGACCGCAAGAAGGAUGAGAUCAUGCGGGAGAUUCUGAAGUCGCAGAAGCUGUCGGAGCCAGGACCGCACGUGUUUGUCUUUGUGGUUCCGUUGGGGAGGAUGACCCAGGAAGACAGAGACACUAAGACUUUGAUUGAGCAGAAUUUUGGCCCGAGAGUGUGGCACUAUACCAUCAUCCUCUUCACUCACGGCGAUCGCUUGGAGGGAAAAACGAUCAACGAUGUCAUCACGGAGAGCGACGAAAACCUGCGCGCCUUCAUCCGCCAGUGCAGCGGAGGCUUCCUCGUCUUUAACAACAAAGAGCUGGAAGAUCAGAAGCAGGUGACCAAGUUCCUGAAGAAGAUCCAGACGCUGGUGGCUCUAAACGGAGGCGGGCAUUAUCACAAUGGCCUUUACCCCCCAAAGGAGCGGAAGAUCCGGGAAAGACAGGAGUGCAUCAUGGUUGAGAGGAACAUCGCUCUCACAGAGGGAAAGCUGGCGGGGCAAUUCGAGGGUCAGGAGCUGGAGCACAAGAAGAUGGUGCUGUGGAGGAGGGAGGAGGAAAGGGCUCGGUCAGAUGCAGAGAACGAGAACAAAGUUGGCAUUAAGCACUUGGCCUCUCUCCUCCUCUUCCUCAUCAUCAUCAUCAUUGGGUUGCUCCUGAGCUCAGUCAUCGACAGGCCUUUUCUACCAGCGUUGGCACUCCUCAUUUUUGCUGUGAGCUUCUCUGUUGUUAAACAUUGAGUCAUGUAACAGGUGGAAUGAUGCUUUCCUGGGGGAGUAUGUUCUGUAACGCUGAAGCUCGAAAGAGUCAGUGAAGGCGUCAUGAAUAGUCAAGAUUGAAUGUAGUAGGAGAAGAAUUACGUGGGUUGUACAAGAAUGUUACUCUCAAAUCUACAAAAUAAAAGCCUAACUGGA